Messenger RNA from Perca flavescens (yellow perch), 4979 nucleotides. RefSeq names its product regulation of nuclear pre-mRNA domain containing 2a (gene rprd2a). Gene Ontology annotation, molecular function: RNA polymerase II complex binding. Bases 730 to 3957 code for a protein of 1075 amino acids. The record is from RefSeq and is a predicted model, not a curated record. Lineage: Eukaryota; Metazoa; Chordata; Actinopteri; Perciformes; Percidae. Gene Ontology annotation, biological process: mRNA 3'-end processing. The transcript is spliced from 10 exons.
UUUAAUGUGCUCUGGUUAAGGUUAGGGUAGUCUCGCUUUGCAAGACCCUCCUCCAAAGCGUGAGGGUUAGGGUAAGAAUGUCAGGUUAAUCCAAUCAGACGCAGCGUUGGGCUUCGCCAUCCUAGUAUUUUCUUUCCUUUGUUUGCAGGUAGAUCCUAAAUCGGAUCUGCUAGAAUGGUCGACGUAGUUAUGUUUAGGCAUGGAGAGUGGGGAUUGGUUAGGGUUAGGGUAAGAAUACCAGGGUAAGCCAAUCAGAGGCAGAAUAAGGUAGAAUAAGACGGGCCACGAGGCACGUCCUUUAACGUUGACACGUCUACCGGAUCCGAUCUAGCAUCCACAAUGCUGCUAGCGGGUAGAAGGUGGCUUAUAUAUUAGCUUCCGUGGCACUAGGUGGCGCCAUACUCAUGUCUUGUUUGCGGAAGUGUCCUUCAUCAAUCACUCCACCAGCAACGAGUAAACAGACCUGCAGGAUGUCGCAAGGAGCUAAGUUUAAGCCUUAAAUGUUAGGUUAUGUAAACUACUAGACUGUGAUACAGAAGCUCACGUUGGAUAAUUCCUAGACGUAGAAAGUGAUUGGAAACAGCAUACCGAACAUUAAAGCUUUUGUAACAUUUCAAUGGCAGCUGAGAGGCUGCCGAAUGCGAUCAUGGAUGUGCUACGUUCAGUUAGCAUGCUAAGCUAAGUGCUAGCCACGGCUAUCUUCAGCUGGUUUUUGGAGCUCCACCGGACAUGGCAGCUGGAGCAGGAGCCGCUUCUGGCGGCUCUCUAGAGUCUACUUUAGAGAAGAAGUUUCGAGGUGUUUCCAACACGAUGGAUUCAAUUCAAGCACUGUCAACGUGGUGCAUCGACAACAAGAAGUACCACAGCCUGAUUGUGCGACACUGGAUGAAGUGUUUGAGGAAAUCUGAUACUUCACACAGGCUCAACCUUUUUUACGUCGCCAACGAUGUCAUUCAGAACUGUAAAAGAAAAAAUGCCAUUGUUUAUCGCACGGCGUUCGCCGAGAUGCUCCCUGACGCCUUCUUGCUGGUCAACAAUGAUGGCGACCCUAAGGUAAUUAAAUCGGUGGAGAGGAUACUGUCCAUCUGGGAGGACAGGGGUGUGUAUUCAGGGGCGCUCAUUACUGAGCUUAAGAGUACCUUAGUUAAAGAGGAGUCCCCUCCUGAGACACCCGUGGAGCAAAAAACUCCAGUCGAGUCUAAAGCAGACCUACAGUCCAAGGUUGUGGCUGAGUUUGUGCCCCAGGCACUAUUUGACGAACUGUCCAAGUACAAGAAAUCUCUGGAGGAGUUGGACCUGAGAGAAAAACAGCUGGCAGCUAUGAGGGUUGACAUCUGCAGUUCUGAUGCCCUCAAGAGACUCAAAGAUAAGGCUGGAGGAAAGAAAUUCUCCAAGGACUUUGAGGAAGGAAGUGCGCAACUACAGGAGUUUGUCAAGUUCUUUGACAAACAAAUCAAAACAGGGCCUCCUCUCAUGGAGGCUCUCAGCAACGCAGAUAUCUUCUACGAGAUGCAGUACAAGGAGGUCAAGAUUGUUGCUAAUGCCUACCAGACGUUUGCCAACCGGGUGUCCCACCUAAAACGUAAAUUGGACACCCUGAAGGCCACCUUGCCAGACCUGGACGAGUCACCCAUCCCCUCACCCUCUGCAGAUGCACCGUCUCCAACGGGCUCAGAGUCCCCUUUCCGGGGUCUGGAAUUGGCCCGCCCCGAUCCAGAUCUUGAUGGCUGUGCUAUGGAUGAGGAGGCAGAGCCACCGGCCCCGAGCCCUCUGUCCUCACCGGGAGGAUCCCCCAAACGCAAAGAGACUCUCGGGGAGAAUGAUAACCGUGAAGUGGAAGACAUGGAGCUCUCUGAGGAAGAAAUGGACGGCAGUGGCAUUAUAGUUGAGGAGCAGAUCGAAAGCACCACCCACCCAAAGGUGUCCACUGCAAAAACGGAGCCAUCGGUGGCGACAGAGCAGCCUGUCACACAGGUCACACCCCUAGUAGCGACUCCUGUAGCAGCUCCUUCAGUAGCAGCAGUGGAAAGUGUUGACCUGGGUAAAAUUAGCUCCAUCCUCAACAGUUUGAAUUCAGUCAUGAAAAACACAGGACCAUUAGUGGAGAGUCCUCCUGCAGCUGCCCCUGCCCCUGCCCCUGCCCCUGCCGGCUCCUCAUUGAAGACUACACCUGCUGCCUCUGUGGCCUCGCAGGAUGCUAGUUCACUGGUGAACCUCCUCUCCAAGGUGGACAUGAGUCCUGCAGACCUCCUCGGCGCUCUCUCCAAAGUCCAGGGCCAAACCAGUCUUGAGGGUAUAACUUCUCUUCUGAGUAGCCCAGCUGCAAAUGUAUCCUCAGACUCCUCCAGUACAGGCAAGAUUCCUCCCUCAUCCACAUCUGCACCAGUAGUGCCCUCUCAGAGCCCGUCUCUCUCCUCUGAUGCACCUGUGCCUUCCUCACACACCUCCACUGUAAGGCAGAGCACAAGCUCCCAAGCGCCCCCCCAAACUUCUAUCCCAGCCUCUGCCCUGGUCCAGGCUCUCCAUAGAGACAUGGAUUUGACAACCGAGCCAGAACCGUCCAUAUCUUCUAACAGUUUAGAGUCUAAAAUCCACAACUUCCUGCAGGGGAACCCUGCCUUCAAUGCAUUUGGCUUAGGUCUUUCUACCAACCUCAGCCCAGUAACUGGGACAGACACCCAGGGUGGGACCCCAGUGUGGGAUGAGGGCGGAGGCACUCCAACUCAAGAUGAGAUCAUGGACAAGCCUGUGGUGGUCCCGUUACUUUCUACCCCAAAUCAGCCAUCGAGUGCAGAAACGGUUAACAGUGCUCCUAUUACAUACCAGAACAGCAGUCAGCAGAACCACAACAAUCCCCAACAGCAAGCUUACAUGCAGCCAGGUGUGGCUCAGAAUGGGCAGGUCUACCAGAUGUCAGAGCAUGGGAUUACUGCACCUGCUGCACAAUACCAGCAGAUUUCUGCACAAACAGGAGGGCCAGUGCCUGGAAAAAGAGCCACAGGCAGUGCAUGUAGCACUCAUAUUGAAGGCUUUCAGGGGGUGAGUGAAAGGGGUUGGUAUGGUGACACUUACCCAGAGGGGAACUCUCAGCAAAGAGGCUACAAUUUGACAGCACCUGGAGGCGCUGGAGAAAACAAGGCAUCGGGACUUUAUCCAUACCAAACCGAGACAUUUCAGGAACCUCAAGAGUUGGCCUCCCAGCAGGGCGCCACCACAUCCCCUGGUUUCUUCAGAAGCACCCUCCCUCCUGUCCCAAAGCUCCCUCCCCCUCCUCCUGUCUUUGCCGCCCCUCCUUCCACGACCAGCAGUAUGAUGAUGCCGGCAGUGCAGCAGCCGGUGCCUGGCGCUGGCACAGGGGAGGUGAUUGGGGCCAGAGUCGACAGUGUCAUCAGUGGGAUGGUGGUCCACGACCAUCAACACAAAUCCAUGUUUCAUCCUGAUGAUUCGCUGUUUGAUCUUGACCGACCUCGCCCUCCUCCCCCUGAGGAUUUUCACCCUCACCCAGACGGCCCACGUCAUCAUGAGCUUCGUCAUCAUGAUGCCCUUUUCUUUCAAGACGACCCUUACCGCCACCCAGAUGAUCCCUAUUACAGGCCAGGCAGCCCUCCGCACCACUACCCCAGAGUUCAAGAGCGCCUCACUCCCCCUUUCUCACCCUCAGAGGACCCCUACUAUGCCCAUGACUACCAGCGGCACAGCCCCCCUCCUCCGCACUACACUCCAAGGAGACCACCACCACCACGUCAUUUUGAAAUCCGUCAUCCUGGUCUACGGCCUCCACAUCGGCCUCCCCACCCAGCACACCACCCGCACCCCAGAGGACCUCCACGUGGACCAUUUCCUCGGUUCCACGGCCCCGAUCCAAGGUUAAGAGGCAAACGUCCAGGUCCAAGAGGAGGCGGAAAUCCUGGGCCAAUGUUCCCCCCGAAAAGACCCUUUCCACCCCCACGGUACUGACAGGACAUUUAGCUUUGAGCUCUUUAAAUCACUGUGGAUGUCAUGAAGGCAGGGGCAGGGCAUUUAAGACUGUUCAGUAACUUCUAGUCACUCAGUGUUGAGGUCCACAUCUUGCCAUGAGAAACCUGUGAAAAUCUGGGUGGAUAAAAGUGCAUAUACUGAUGUGGGCAUCAGGAGACAAGGUUAUACUGAAGAAGAAUUAAUUCAGCAGCUACCAGGAGAAAAGUGUGAAUGGCAGAAGAAUAUAGGAUGUUGAGGAGAACAAGAGACAACACCAGGAGAUGGAAAAGAAAUCGGAGGCUCUGAGAGGGCUGCUGAGCUGAAGAGUGAAGACAGAAGAUUAAAGAAAAUAAGAGGUGGAUAUAUAUAUAUAUAUAUUAUUCACUUUUUGUGUUAUUUGCUACAGUAUGAAGCAUUGCAUUACAUAUGUAAUAGAGCGUCAGUUUGAUAAAGGUCAGCGUGUGUGCAUGCUCUCAAGUGUAAGUUAACUAGUCACAGAAAUUGAACCUAACGAUAGUUAUUUUUGCUAAGAGAGUAACAAAAGAAUCUAGUUGGUGCAAUGUUUCUGCUGUUAAUUAGUUUUUCAGUGAGCAGUUUUGACUGCUUCUCUUCAUAUCAGCAGUUUCCCAGUAGCCUUUGGUUAAACUUCAAUUUAAAUUUAAUCACUUUGGGUAGGAAAAACAGAGUGUAUGUUAUAGAAUUUAUGUUCCUUCUAUAAUACUCAUUAGCAUAUUUAGGGAGGUUAUUUUUCAUUGUUCCAACUCCGAAUGUUAUAUAUUUGUGAAGCGAUGCUUUCUCCACCAGUGCGUAAGUUCCCUCCGGCGAUAGUUUUACGUCUCGUUGAGUUCCUUGAAGGAGAGCGGCACAUACGGCACUACUCAAAUGGAGAGAGAGGUGUGAGAGUUAUUUUUUUUCUGCCUCCAACACCGACCCGGAAGAAGUGCAUUUUUGGAGGAGAUGAAGAUACUCGUCUUCAGUUUCGUUUUACUUGUACUGACUAAUAAAAAUCUGAGUUUGAAAAA